AUGGCGGCGGCGGCGGCGGAGCAGGGGGCGGCGGAGGCGCCGUGCGCGCUGCUGCUCGUGGUGGGCGGCGAGUGCGGGCGCCCAGGGCUGCUGUCCUAUGUGCUGGAGGAGCUGGAGCGAGGCAUCCGGUCCUGGGAUGUGGACCCCAGCAUCUGCAGCCUCGAUGAGCAGCUCAAGGUCUUCGUGUCUCGGCACUCGGCCACCUUCUCCAGCAUCGUAAAAGGCCAGCGGAGCCUGCACCACCACGGAGAUGCCCUGGACACCCUGGUCCUCCUCAACCCGUCGGACAAGUCGCUUUGUGACGAGCUCCGGAACUUUCUGCUGGAUCCUGCCCCUCACAAGCUGGUGGUGCUGGCCGGGCCAUGCCUGGAGGAGACAGGAGAGCUGUUGCUCCAGACAGGGGGCUUCUCGUCACGCCACUUCCUCCAGGUCCUGGCGGACAAGGAGAUCGGGGAGCUCCUGGCCUCGGCACCCCCGCCGUCUACCCUGCCCACACUCACCAUCACCUGCCCGACCUUUGGCAACUGGGCCCAGCUGGCGCCCAAUGUACCAAGCCUGCCAGGGGCACUCCAGCUGCGGCUGAACCCGCCAGCGCGGCUGCCAGCCUCUGAGGGCCUGCGUGAGUUCCUGGAGUAUGUGGCUGAGUCGCUGGAGCCUCCCUCACCCUUUGAGCUGCUGGAGCCACCGGCUGCCAUGGGCUUCCUCAAGAUUGCCCGGCCCUGCUGCUACGUCUUCCCCGGUGGCCUGGGCGAUGCCGCCUUCUUUGCUGUCAACGGCUUCACCAUCCUGGUCAAUGGUGGCUCGAGCCCCAAGUCGAGCUUCUGGAAGCUGGUGCGGCACCUAGACCGCGUGGAUGCAGUGCUGGUGACCCACACUGGCGCUGACAGCCUGCCAGGCCUCAACAGCCUGCUGCGGCGUAAGCUGGCUGAACGUGAGGCAGCGACAGCUGGCAGCGGGGGCGAUGAGGGGCUGCGCAACCUCAUCUCGCCGGAGCUAGGCGUUGUGUUCCUGAACACAGGGGCAGCCGGGGACUCGGUGGUCGAUGAGGCCCAGCUGGUGCGCGGCGUGGAUGAGGCAGGGUUGGCACUGGGCCUGCUGGCCCGCCUGGGCAUUCCACCCCUACCCCUGAGCCGUGGGCCACUGCCCACCCAGCCCACUGUACUCUUCCAGAAGAUGGGUGUGGGCCGACUGGACAUGUACGUGCUGCACCCACUCUCUGAGGCUGCUGGGCGCAAUGCCGACCGCACGCUGGCCUCAGCCUGCGUCUUGCUAGUAUGGCAGCCGGCCAGCCCCACUGAGAAGGUGGUGCGAGUGCUCUUCCCGGGCUGCACGCCUCCCGCACGCCUGCUUGAGGGCCUGGCCCGCCUGCAGCACCUGGGCUUCCUGCGCGAGCCCAUAGUGACGCCCCAGGAUCUGGAGGGGCCACGGCGCACUGGGAGCAGGGAGAGCGUGGCCUCCCGGGACAGUGCGAGGGGCAAGGAGCGCCCUGGAACGGCCCGCAAAGAGCCCUCCCGUACUGAGAAGGACGCCAGGCCGCCACCCCGCGAGGUCAAGAAGGACCCCAGACCUGGUGCCCUGCGGACCCAGCCCCGGGAGGCACGCCGUGGGGCCUCCACUGCCCCUGAUGUCAAGAAGGCAGUGGCCCCAGGGUCAGCUAAGACCCGGAGAGUGCCCGACACACCACGUCCAGCCAUGGAGAACGGGCCCUGCAGUCCCCCCAGCUUCCGCUGUGGUGAGGCCAGCCCCCUGCUGGCAGCAUGCAUGUCCCCAGCUCCCCCACUGGCAGCUACGCCCAGCCUAGAGCAUAGCUUGGAGCUAGGCCUGAGCCCAGCCGCUGGGGAUGAGGGCUGCAGCUCCGAGGAACAGACACUGGAGUUGCUGUCAGCAGCCAGCACACCACGGCCACACACGCCCUCGCCCACUGGGCCACACCACGGAGGCCCCACUGAGAGUUGCGGGCAGCUGUCACUGAGCCCACUGCGAUCUGGGGAGGCAGCACCUGAUGCCUCACCCACUGUGACCACGCCCUCGCUGCCCGCAGAGGUGGGCUCACCGCACUCCACUGAGGUGGAUGAGUCCCUAUCUGUGUCCUUUGAGCAGGCGCUGCCGCCACCUGCCACCACCAGUGAGCCUGGGCUGAGCCUCCCGCUGCGUGGUGCCCGGGCACGGCGUUCAGCCUCCCCACACGAUGUGGACCUGUGUCUGGUGUCACCCUGCGAAUUCGAGCACCGCAAGGCUGUGCCCCCUGCCACCGCAGCCUCCCCUGGCGGUGGCUCCAACGAUAGCAGCGCCCGCUCCCAGGAGCGUGGCCCGGGGCCGGAGGAGACACCACCCACCUCCCUCAGUGAGUCCCUACCCACUUUGUCCGACUCAGAACCCCUGCCUGUUAUCCCCGGCCCUGUGGACUCAGACGAAGAUGACACUGAGAGCCUGGGUGUGCCCCGUCGCCGCCGUGACCCACUGCCCACCUCGCUCAAGGACCCUCACCCGCUGCCUGCCCCACCUGGUGUCUGCAUGGUGGACCCCGAACAGGCACGGCGCCCGGAGAGCCUCGGCCGUACCCGGAAGCCCCUGGCCCGCACUGGCCUUGGUACCACUGGCCCCAAAGCUGCGACGGUUGGCACUGCCAAAACCAAGGGGCUGGCCAGUGGGGACCGGGCCAACCGGCCUCCCAGCGCCCGGUGCGAGCCCAGUGACAAGGCAGCCCGGGCACCCCUGUCCAGAAAGGCCUCCGUGCCCAAGACGGCCACUCGAGGCCCACCAGGCGCAGCUGGUAGUCGUGUGGGUGGGUCAGCGGCCCCUCCAGGCAAUCCUGUCUACCUGGAUCUGGCCUACCUGCCCAGCGGGAGCAGCGCCCGCCUGGUGGACGCUGAGUUCUUCCGGCGGGUGCGCGCCCUGUGCUAUGUCAUCAGUGGCCAGGACCAGGGCAAGGAGGAGGGCAUGCGGGCCCUGCUGGAUGCGCUCCUGGCUGGCAAGCAGCAGUGGGACCGAGAGCUGCAGGUGACCCUGAUCCCCACCUUUGAGUCGGCAGCCAUGCACGAGUGGUACCAGGAGACACAUGCGAGGCAGCAGGCUCUGGGCCUCACGGUGCUGGGCAGCAACAGCACAGUGGCCAUGCAGGACGAGACCUUCCCUGCCUGCAAGGUGGAGUUCUAGCCCUCAGCCCUGUCCCCCACACUCCCACCGUCCCCAGCUCUGCCACUGCCUGAGAACUCACCUGUCACGAAUAAACCACAUGCUCACUCCA
Loxodonta africana (African savanna elephant) is the source of this 3247-nucleotide messenger RNA. RefSeq names its product microtubule associated protein 1S (gene MAP1S). NCBI's taxonomy places the organism in Eukaryota, Metazoa, Chordata, Mammalia, Proboscidea, Elephantidae. Bases 1 to 3156 code for a protein of 1051 amino acids. The record is from RefSeq and is a predicted model, not a curated record. Gene Ontology annotation, cellular component: cytosol; neuronal cell body; dendrite. Gene Ontology annotation, biological process: axonogenesis; microtubule cytoskeleton organization; dendrite development. Gene Ontology annotation, molecular function: actin binding; microtubule binding. The transcript has 7 exons.